Messenger RNA from Maudiozyma barnettii, 3336 nucleotides. It is a transcript of the gene BEM3, whose product is annotated as GTPase-activating protein BEM3. Bases 1 to 3336 code for a protein of 1111 amino acids. Gene Ontology annotation, molecular function: phosphatidylinositol binding. Gene Ontology annotation, biological process: regulation of GTPase activity; signal transduction. The record is from RefSeq and is a predicted model, not a curated record. The transcript has a single exon. Gene Ontology annotation, cellular component: cytoplasm. Lineage: Eukaryota; Fungi; Ascomycota; Saccharomycetes; Saccharomycetales; Saccharomycetaceae.
AUGACAACGAAGGCAGGAACUAGUGCCACGUUAGAUUUAUUAGCACAAUAUAAUAAUCAUAUACAGGAGAGAGAUAAGGUCAAUGAUGAUAUUGAAGGAAAAUCGGAACUGGAUGAUAAUAGGCCCACUUAUGACGAUUUAUUUAAAGAAAAUGUUAAAUUGAAACUAGACUUGAAAGAGCGACAAAAGGAGAUCAUAUCCUUAAAGAAAGUUAUCAAUUUAAUGCAACAUGAUAAAAAUACAUCUGUGGAAGAUUUGAUAUCACAGGUAACGUCAGAUGAAAUGACAUCUAAUGAAAAGAAAAAAGAGAUUGUAUUGCCUCCAAGAUCUAUCGAGAGAAGUGGAUUGCAAAAAGAUAAUGGGUCACAUUUUUCUUCCCCUGAAGUUAAUGAGAGGUCAGAAUUGACAGCUUCCAGGAGUAGUCCAUCGAAUCCUUUCUCAGAAAAAUAUGCGAAAUUAGAGCCUGAUCAAAACGAUAAUGGUAAUGAUGAUGAGAUUGAAGGUAGCAUGACAAAUAUUAUUGAAACAGCUCAAGUAGCUAAAAUACAUGAUGGAUCAAGUACUACAACUACAAAUAACUCCGUACAGAGCUCCUCAAAUGUGCCGACACAUCAUUUGCUUCCAUCUCAAACGCCUUCAUUGACUAGUCCUGCUACGUCUGUAACGUAUACGACAUCUAGAAUUACGAUCAAAUCACCUAAUCGUAGAGCAAAAUCGCCUGUUCAGGAGAGACUUAACUCACCCCAAUCAGUUAAUAGGGUAACAUCUGUUAUUAAUAAUCAUUUACAUUCACCAUUAAAAUCUGAUCAUAAUGAUAGAGAUGUUAACAUGGCUGAGCAAUCUUCUCAAUAUUCACAAAUCGAUUCCAAUCUAGACGAAGAUCUUUAUCAUAAUAACAAGAGCCCCUUAAGAUCAGCAAGGAAAGAGUUGGAUAUUUCGCCUAAUGCUAAAGCUAAAUUAAAUACCUUUUCGCAGUUAUUAGCAGAUUCUUUCGGAGAAGAAGACAAACUAUCAUCACCAUAUACAGCUGAGAAUCAAACAUUGAGAAAUAAUACAGAUACUUCACGUCCAUUGCCCCCUGUUCCACCUAAGUUUUUUUCACCUAGUAAUCCAAGUAUCCCUGUAACACCCGUAGACGUUGCUUUAGGGUCUCCGGUCAUUUUAAAUCGUACAAAGGAUAAGUAUUCAGCUGUAGGUUCAUCACUAAAUAAUCAAACUGUUACUGAUCAAUCUCAGAUGGCUUCUGCAUGGAGCAUGAAUAAGAUAAGUGGCAAUGACAGCGUAUCCAGUAAUGAACCACUAAGGGUUCCUUCCACGGCAGAGUCAAUUGAUUCUGGAAGGAAACCUCCAUUAAAAGAAAUAUCGUCAAAUACCUCCCAUAAUCAAAAUUUGUUAAAAGUUGAAAGCGGUAAAAGUAGAGUCCGUGCGAACAGUAUAGGUACUGUAACCUCCAGUAACACCAGUACUCUUGCUUCUGAUAUACCAUUAUUUGUACAACCAAAUGAUUUGCACACAAUACAGAUGGAUAUAAUAAGUACAUUAUAUUUUGAUCCUCAAUCAAAUUCUGGGGAUAACUCAAUUUUAUUUGGUGUCAUCGAUAAGUCAUCUGGGAAAGAAAUGUUCAAGUUUUCUAAGUCCAUUCAAAAAGUAAGAGAAUUAGAUGUAUAUUUAAAAUCUCAUGUUUCGUCAUUAUCCUUACCCACUUUACCUGAGAGGACAUUAUUUCAAACAACAGUUCCAACAAGAGUAGAUUACAGGAGAGAACAUCUAAAGAAUUAUUUUAAUAGUAUAGCUGCAAUUCCAGAAUUGCCAGGUAAUGUGUCAUUAAAAAUAUCACAAUUCUUAAGUACAGAUACAGUUAUGUCACCAUUUUUAUUAGAAGAUACACAAAAGGAAGGUUCUCUUUUGAUGAGACGUCCAAAGAAAGCACUUGGUGGGAAUAUAUCCUGGCGUGUAAGAUAUGGUAUAUUAAAUGGAGAUUUUUUACAAUUGUUCGAAGGUGGUGAUAUGAUGGAAACAAUUAGACUAAAACAAGCCUCUCUUGAAUUACUUCCAAAUAUGCCAGAUGAUAAAUAUGGGACUAAGAAUGGGUUCCUGAUAGUAGAGCAAAAGAAAGUCGGAUUAUCCUCUUCAUCUAAAUAUUUUAUUUGUGCAGAAUCUCCAAAGGAACGACAAUCAUGGCUUGCAGCUCUUAGCGAGUUUAUUGAUACUGCUAAAUUGUCAACAUCAUCACCCACUGGCGAGAGUACUGGAAUAUUCAGUAGUAGUACUAGUAACUCCUUAAAUGAAAGUACAGACCAGGUGUAUGUUACCAAUCUAGCACAGUCAGAUAAUGCUGCAUCUUCCCAGAGCUCACAACCUAAUAGUGCAGAUAGUUUCCAGGCUACCUCUUACGAUCAGUUUUCCAAUUCAGGACCUGAUGAUGAUAAAGAUAUUAAGAGAAAUAAAAUGAGAAGUUUAUUCCCAUUUAAAAAAUUCAGCAAUAUGACCAAUAAUACAUUGCAUGCAAACAGUCAUAACAUAGGCCAUCAAAACAUGAAUAAUAGUCGACCAGUUUCUGCUAACGACGAAAGUGACAAAUCGAUGAAUAUGGAUAAUGAGUACAGUAUGAGGUCAGAUUCAAGUAUGAUAAAGACUUCACCAAACUAUGGAGCUAAAGAACCUUCUCAAGGAGUCGUCUUUGGUGCUUCCAUUGAAACAUCUCUAAAAUUAAGUUCUCAUUCAUAUCAAGGAGUAUACGAAAUUCCAAGUGUUGUUUACAGAUGUCUGGAAUAUUUAUAUAAGAAUCGUGGUAUCCAGGAGGAAGGUAUUUUCAGAUUGAGUGGUUCAAGUACAAUGAUCAAGACAUUGCAAGAAGAAUUUGAUAGAGAUUAUGAUAUUGAUCUUUGUAACUAUAAACAAUCCGGUGAUAAUCCAAGUAAUGUGAUUAGUGUGAACACAAUAAGUGGUCUAUUGAAAUUAUAUUUAAGAAACUUGCCCCAUUUGAUUGUUGGUGAUGAGCAGUUCUUAUUAUUUAAGAAAGCAGUCGAUGAUCACCAUGAUGAUCCUUAUACCAUUGCAAUUGAGUUUAGAAAAAUUAUACGCGACAAGCAAGUUCCACAUGCCAAUAUUUCAUUGAUGUAUGCGCUAUUUGAAUUAUUGACCAGAAUUAAUGAGAAUCAUAAAAUCAAUAAGAUGAAUUUAAGGAAUUUAUGUAUCGUAUUUUCGCAAACUUUGAACAUCCCAAUUACAAUGUUACAACCUUUCAUUGUAGAUUUCAAUUGUGUUUUCAAGGAUGGAGAACCAAUCCGUAAUGAAAACAGGGAGGAACUAGAUAUUCAUAUUCCUGGUGUAUAG